AUGGAACACUCUUCAAGCGUGGCCACCGAGCAUCUUUUGCCUGAUUGGUUGGAAAGAUUAUUAGAAGAUUGUCAGGAAGAAGCAAUUCAACAUCGGAUACAUCCCGUCAUAUUGAUAAAGGGGGAGAGCCGUGUCGCCGUAUGGAAUUUGUGCGCCCAGCUCGGCUUUAAGAACCAUGAGCUGCCGGGACAGGCUUGUCGAAUUCUAGAGCGUUACCUGUCCAUUGUGAUCGCCCAAAACUACAUGUGCCUUAACCGCGAGGACUGGGUGGCGUACAGGGCGAGUUUGAUGAAGAGGGUGCCGCUCCUGAUAGCCACGUGCGUCCAGCUCGCCGCCAAAAUGUGUCACUCCGGUGCAAAGGUUAACGCCACAAUCAUCAGGUCCAAGCUGAUCGGCGCAGGUGUCAACUUCACGGUCGACGAGAUAAACGCGACAGAAUUCGAGGUGUACAGCACUCUGGAAUUCAAGAUUCCGCUCUGGACUAAUGUGGAAACGGCGCAACUGCUCGCCCUGGAGGUGGGCAUAACUUCGGAGAACUUCACCGCAGUGGCCGCCACGGUCGACCUGGCAGAGUUUAAGCGCGAAUUCAUCGAGCAAAAAGUACGUGACACCGUGAAAUUGUCAACCUUUGAGAACAAGAGGAGCCGCGUGUGCACGCUGCACCUGGCGGCCGGCGCCGUGGUGGCCGUCGCGAGGGUCCUCCACCUGCCGGAGCCGGAGCCGGCGGCGCGGCUCGCCGAACUGACGCGCGCCCCCCUCGCCUACGUGAAAUGCAUCGGUGACGUCAUCUGCACAAUCAUCCUCGACAGCGACGACCCGCCGGCCAAGCGGCGCAAAACGCACGUG
Molecule: messenger RNA, 846 nt
Organism: Iphiclides podalirius (scarce swallowtail)
Lineage: Eukaryota; Metazoa; Arthropoda; Insecta; Lepidoptera; Papilionidae
Source: the annotation of a GenBank genome assembly